Paramacrobiotus metropolitanus is the source of this 1310-nucleotide messenger RNA. RefSeq names its product phytanoyl-CoA dioxygenase domain-containing protein 1 homolog. The record is from RefSeq and is a predicted model, not a curated record. The coding region runs from base 207 to 1103 and encodes 298 amino acids. The transcript has 6 exons. Lineage: Eukaryota; Metazoa; Tardigrada; Eutardigrada; Parachela; Macrobiotidae.
UUGAUCGCGUUUUAGACUCAGCAGACAACUUCCGCAGGCGCAGACAACUGGUUUGCAGCGAUGUUGAUGCACUCCUACUAGAAGUAUGCUAGCAGUCGUUAGUAAGCGUUUUUUCACUAUUAGCAGUCGUAUUCCGGCAAUCUUGGGUGCAAGAAAAUUCACAAUCAGCUGGAUUUAAGGUUUUUCGUACAUUAAUAACCGCAAAAAUGGCUCAAGCGAAUUUCGUGCAAGAGUUCAAUAAAAAUGGCUACGCGGUUAUCCCUAAUUUUCUCUCGGCGCAAGAGAUUGCCGAGAUGAAAAGUGCCAUGUCGCGCAUAAUAAACGAGAUGGAUCCCAAAGAGCAUAGCCGGCAUAUCUUCCACCAUCCGGAUCAGGAGAACAGCCAGACGAAGAGCGGAAGUUACGAUGACUACUUCAUGACCAGCGGCGAUAAGCUGCGCUUCUUCUUCGAACCCAAAGCGGUCAAGGAAGACGGGAGCUUGACGGUGCCGAAGGAUCGUUCAGUGAGCAGAGCCGGAUACGCUCUGGGUUGGCUGGAACCAGUAUUCAAAAAAAUGGCUUUUAGCGACAAAAUCAAGGAUGUCUGCCGGCAGCUGGGGCUCGUCGAUCCCCGACUGGUGCAAAGCAUGUACCUUUUUAAAAAUCCAAUAAUUGGUCAGAAAGUAGCAACGCACCAGGAUUCCACAUUUCUGUACGUCGAUCCUCCGGAAAAACUGCUAGGAUUCUGGAUCGCGUUGGACGAGGCGACGGAGGAGAAUGGAUGCUUGCAUUUUAUGCCGGGAACACAAAAUGUGCCUCCAACCUGUCGGUUUGUCCGCAACCCGAACCCGUCGCCGGGCAAUCUGACCGUUACGCGCGGAGACGCACCCGACGAGGUCCAGUUUCCUCCGGAACGGUAUCGAGCGGCACCGGCAUCCCCGGGGACCCUGGUGCUGAUCCAUGGCAAUGUCAUCCAUAAAACCGAAGAUAAUACGUCGGAUAAACCGCGGCAUGCCUAUACCUUCCACGUGGUCGAUUUCGAGAAGGCACAAUAUAGCCCGGAGAACUGGUUGCAACCAAGCGAGGCGCUGCCCUUUCCAAAACUCUACGAAGUGCAGGCUUGAUAUUACCGUUUGACUGUGUAGCGGUAGGAUAAUCCGAUGCCCAGUAGGUUACUUCCCGCAUUACAACCGAUUCCGGUCUCCGCAAUGCGCAUAAUCACUCCUUCUGUUGCUAAUUCAUUGUCUCAAUAUUAUUGUGCUGCUCAUAUCGUCUUAAUUAAUUGUCCGCUACUGGUUCUUUAUUUUAGCUAUUAAAAUAUUGUAGACCGA